AUGGGGAACAUCAAAGGUUUUGUUGAAGCAAUGUCCAUGGCUUCUGAAGAUUCCACCACGGUUUCAAUCAAGCUUUUCAUUGACCAAGAAAGCAACAAGGUAAUUGUUGCUGAAGCUGGUAGUGACAUUGUUGAUAUUCUUCGUCGCCUGCUUAAGUUUCCUCUUGGAAACAUUGCACGACUUAUCAGCAAACAUCAAAGUGUACAGCGAGCUGUUUGUUUGAAUAACCUAUAUGACAGUGUAGAAAACCUUAGCCCAACCAUCUUUCGUACCGAUGCAUGUAAGUCUAUGCUGCUUAAUCCGAGAAGCAUUCAUGAAGACCAGUACUCGAAGAAAUUGAAGCUUAACAUGGAUGUUAGUGAGCCUACAAAGUACUUCCGAUGCUCAAAUGUUUGUUGUCCAGAAAAAUUGUUUAGUCAUUAUAAAACUUCAAGAUGCCGUUGCGGAAAUAUGUUGAAUUUUCCGAUUCCUAUAGGUAAUGCAGUAAUAGAUGAAAGUGAGGGAGAACCAAUGUUGUUCUUCAUAACUGAUGAUUUAAGAGUAAUGCAGGCUUUUCCAGGUAAUCUUAUUAAUUUUCUUCUCAAUUUGGGUAUCUAUGAUGUUUGUCAGAUUGAAGAAAAAGUUGUGGACAUCAGUUCAAAAGAGAUUAAUCUUUUAAGCCAUUCAUUGAUCUCAAAGACUACCCUCACUGAUGUUUUUCUGAGAAAACAAACAACAAUGUUCGUUGAACAGUCCAUGCUCGUAGCUCCAAAUAUGAAAGAGACAACUGAAAAAAAUAGCAAAACAAGAGUGAAGAUAACGCUGAGGAAAUCAGAUAGGAAGAUAUUAUAUGGUGAAGCAAAUGAAGAUUUUGUUGAUCUUCUAUUUAGCUUCCUCACAAUCCCUUUGGAAUGUGCAUUGGAACUCUUAGGAGAUAAGGGUAAUCUAACAGUGGGAUCCAUCUAUAACUUGUCUAAAAAUUUAGACACCACAUUCUCCAUAACCAAGCAGAAUAGUUACCUGAAUGGUAUUCUUCCCCCGUUUUAUAGUUGCCCAAUUGAGCUUCCAAGUAUCUGUUCUCAGCAGUCUACUACUUUUCAUCAUCACUGCUACGGCAUUUUAAAGCAGCUGGACCCAAAAUCUCCGAACCCCAACUCAUCAAACAGUAGGGGCUAUAUUAAGAAAAAAUCACAGUUUGUGAUCACAGAUGAUCUUGUAGUUACAUCACUACUCUCCGUUUCCACUUUUUCGUUUCUAAAGGAAACAGGGGUCCCUCUUUAUGAUGUUGAACAGAAAGUAAUUAGCAUUGGAGAGGUUGAAGCGCUUGCUCUACUGAGGGCUUGUUUGUGUUCUUCUCCAGCUUUAUCAGCUUUGCUGAACCUUUAUGUCAAGCAGCCAAAGCAAGAGCCAUAA
Gossypium arboreum is the source of this 1392-nucleotide messenger RNA. RefSeq lists its product as uncharacterized. Lineage: Eukaryota; Viridiplantae; Streptophyta; Magnoliopsida; Malvales; Malvaceae. The transcript has 4 exons. Bases 1 to 1392 code for a protein of 463 amino acids. The record is from RefSeq and is a predicted model, not a curated record.